AUGCCAAAUAGAUCAAAAUUCUUUAAUCCAGAGACUGCUCCAUAUUAUGAUCCAAAAAUUGAUAGAAGAGUUGUAUUAAUCACUGGUGGUAAUACUGGUAUUGGUUGGUAUACAGUAUUACAUUUAUAUUUACAUGGUUAUAUCAUUUAUAUGGCUGGUAGAACUGAAUCAAAAGUUUUAAAAGCAUUUGAAGAUAUUAAAAAAGAAGCUGAAUUAAGAAAUUCUAAAAAAUUAGAAAAAGAUCCGGAAUUUAAACAACAUCCAUAUGGAGAAUUACAUCAUAUUUAUAUUGAUUUAUUAGAUUUAUCAACUAUUCCAAAAGCUGUAAAAAAUUUUGGUAGUAAAGAAAAUAAAUUAGAUAUUUUAAUUGGUAAUGCAGGUAUUAUGGGUGUACCAUAUAAAAUUACAAAAGAUGAUUAUGAAAUUCAAUAUCAAGUUAAUUUUGUUUCUCAUUUUUUAUUAAUUUUAAAUAUUUUACCAUAUUUAAGAAAAGAAUCUACAACUGGAGUAAUUCCAAGAAUAGUAUUAUUAUCAUCAAUUGGUCAUAAUUUUGCUUCCUAUAAACAUUUUAAACCAGAACAAAAUAAAUUAAAUUGUUUCCCAAAUUCAAUUUAUACUUGGGUAAGAUAUGGUAUUGCAAAAACUUCAGAAAUUCAAAUUAUAAAACAACUCAAGAUAAAAGAACCUGAAAUUUUAUCAAUUGCAAUUCAUCCAGGUAUUAUAUUAGGUACUGAAUUAUAUAAUCAUUGGAGAGAAAUUCCAAUUAUAAAAUAUGGAGCAAAUGCAUUUUUUGCAAUUAGUGAUAAAUUAAUUGGUGUAAGUAAUGAAGAAGGUUCAUUAGCUACUUUAAAAGCAUGUAUGGAUCCUGAAUUAACUAUCAAGAAAGAUUCUGGUGAAUAUUUUGUAACUGGUGGAAUUGUUGAUAAACCAAGUAAAAAUGCAAGUAAUUUAAAAUAUGGUGAAGAAACUUGGGAUUGGAAUUUAAAAGAAUUACAAAAAAGAGGAUUUGAAGUUUAA
This is a messenger RNA of Lodderomyces jiufengensis, 1017 nucleotides long. RefSeq lists its product as uncharacterized. NCBI's taxonomy places the organism in Eukaryota, Fungi, Ascomycota, Pichiomycetes, Serinales, Debaryomycetaceae. The record is from RefSeq and is a predicted model, not a curated record. The coding region runs from base 1 to 1017 and encodes 338 amino acids. The transcript has a single exon.